Molecule: messenger RNA, 1824 nt
Organism: Paramisgurnus dabryanus
Lineage: Eukaryota; Metazoa; Chordata; Actinopteri; Cypriniformes; Cobitidae
Source: RefSeq, a predicted model, not a curated record
AUGAAACAGGGAGAGUUUAUGUCUUCUCCCAGAAAGUCUAUGGUUGUUGAAAAACCUAUUGAUUUACUGCAACCAUAUUCACCAAAGACACCAGUGAUACUCCCGCCCAGUGGGGGUGAUGUAAAUGUUACGCAUGGAGCAUGUGGGGGCCCGGAGGGUGACACACUUGUUAGUCUCAGCCAAGAGAAUGAGGAAGAGUUAGAUAACCGCUCUGAAGCCAGUGAACAGAUUGAACACGGCACACAUUCUAAAGCAGCGAGUGUUUGUAGUCACGCUUCAGAAACAUCAACAGAGUUGAGACAUAGCAAAGAACAUAAAAGGAUGGAAGGGAUGAAAAGAGAAGUUAAACAACUGAAGAAAAUAGUGUUAGAGCAUGAUCGUAAUAAGCACAGCCUGAUACAUUCAAAAGAACCUCUGAGAGUCUCAAUGCAAGGUGAAAUGUUCCUUGAGAGGUCAGGCACUAGAUCAGGCAUGAACUACCACCCACUUUCUGAUCACGAGUCACAGGGCCAACUAAAUGCAGAGAGACCAGACACAGGAAGCGAGCGGAAGCAUCAAGUUUAUCAGUGGGUAGCAUCUCAAUCACUGAAGAGCAAGUUGUUAAACACAGAGCCAGCACCACUUCCAACGGCCACCUCACAACUUUUCGGAGAACCAGACCAAGAUAGGGUAGAUGGUACACAGUUUCCCAUAGUGGUGCACAAAGGAACUAAAAAAUAUCAACCAUGGACACAUAGUGAUCUCACUGCUAUAAUGAGUAAACUCCCACCGAUCACUAGUGGUGGAGGGAGAUGGUUAAAUAAAUUGAUUACAUUGAGUCAUGGUGUAGUUCUGGCCGUGGGUGAUAUCAGGUGUCUGUUAGGGCAAAUUUUAAGUAAAGCUCAAGUACAGGAUUUUGAAGAAAAUGCCAAUUUGACAUUGACAGAUAACGAAGCAUUGUAUAGUACGGUGAGUACAGACAUCGGUAAGGCGCUUAGGGCCCAGUUUCCCACUCCACCAACAGUGUACCAAAACAUUAAAUUCAAAAUUAAACCAGAUGAGACAGGAGCGGCUUAUUAUUUCAGAUGCAAUGCUGAAUGGGAACAAUUGACAGAAGAAAAUGGGUUAAAUAACCCAGUCACCAGGGACAUAUUCAGGUCAGCUGUAAUGGCAGGUGCACCAGCUGGAGUCAAACAAACCAUGGAAAAUAGUCCAGACAUCCCGUCAGCUUCUAAUGAACUAUGGGAGAGACAUUUGAUAUUUUACAUAGAAAAGGCCUUAGAUAAAUCUAAUAAAGAGUUGGCUGAGGUUGAUAGAUUGAAAAAUGACCUACUUAAAUUACAAUUGGAGCAAGCAAAACAGGCCACUAACAAAAAGAAACAGAUGACACAACAAGCCCAACCACCCACCACUUCAGGUCCCCCGAAUGGGCAAAGACCCAACCAGUAUUCAAACCAGUAUGCCCCACCAGAUCCAUAUAUAGGCCCACCAUAUUCAGGGAAUCCCUGGGGAGGGUAUCAACAGUAUAGAGGGGCUCCCAGAGGUAGGGGUAGCGUAAACAGGGGAGGAUACGGCGGCUAUGGAGCUAGUAUAUGUUAUGUGUGCGGACAGGAAGGUCAUUGGGCCCGUAGAUGCCCUCAAGUUGUGCCACAGCCCCAAUAUUCCGGUGUAAGGUAUCCACUUAACGCACCAAAUGCAAGGGGAUGGGGUCCCAAUAGAGGAGGUGGCGGGCGUGGAAAUGGUGGUUUUGCCAGGGGACCACCAGCACCACACAACUCAUCAUCACCUGAUUUAAUGGCGCCUGUGCACCCAUCAUGGGGUCAUGGUGAUGGUGCAGAGGAAUGA